This is a messenger RNA of Gymnodraco acuticeps, 1813 nucleotides long. Its product is annotated as polycystic kidney disease 1 like 1-like. The transcript is spliced from 10 exons. Gene Ontology annotation, biological process: detection of mechanical stimulus. Gene Ontology annotation, molecular function: protein binding; calcium channel activity. Gene Ontology annotation, cellular component: membrane. Bases 261 to 1442 code for a protein of 393 amino acids. NCBI's taxonomy places the organism in Eukaryota, Metazoa, Chordata, Actinopteri, Perciformes, Bathydraconidae. The record is from RefSeq and is a predicted model, not a curated record.
UUAGUAAGUAACGAAGUAACGCGUGUCGGGGCAAUGUUAGUAACUGUAGUGUGAUUACUGAAUUAUAAAAGUAGCGCGUUACACUACUCCGUUACCGACAAAGUAAUAUUCUUACUUUGUAACGCGUUACACCCAACUCUGGUUGCAACACACCAACACUGUGCAUCAUUUGGUCCCGAAACGUAUGUCAUGCACAGAUAGAAGCCUCUCAGCUUAAAGAUAGAAACAUAAAAGAACAAUCAGAGCAUAAAGUAGAAUUUAUGUAUCUAAAGACAGUUCCAAUUUAUAUCAUGCCACCCGGCCCGUCCACACGGAGGCGUGCGUUGAAGCUUCAACGCUUCUGCCCAUUCACUUUGAAUGGGGUGACGUCACGCUUUGCCGAACUGCAUUGUGGUUCCGUCGCUUCGCUUUGCUCGCUUCAAAGGUUGAGCAAAGUUCAACUUUUGAAGUGCAACAUUCUAGUUGCAGACAUGAUGGAGAGUGAGGGGAGAAUCCCUCAGCGACUGACCAAAGAGAAGUAUGCACUGGGGAUUGUUACCCUGUUUCCCUCGCUCCAAGAUCCACAUGGGAAGACAGGAUAUGUGUACAUGGUGCUCAUAGGGGAAGAUGGUUUCUCACAAACAAGAGAACUACAUGUCCCAGGAUGCACUCUGUUCAGGAGGAACUCUCAAGACACAUUUAUCAUCAGUGCAGCCGACAGCCUGGGCCCUGUGUGGGGGGUGCACAUCUGGCACGACAACUCUGGACCCUCCCCGAGCUGGAGCAUCAAACACCUGGACGUGUCCGAGGUCUCCAGUGUGACUCUCGUACCAGAGAGUCUUCUCUCUUUCUGGUCUGGGAUCAGAUCAUCCUCUCACAAACAAACCAAAGACUCGGUGCCUCCAGGGACGUUUGGUCCGAGUGCUUCAGUCGGCUUAGGCCACACAAAGUCUGCUGCUGCGUCCAAACUGAAGCUCCUGCAGUCAGACGGCUGGCUGGACGGACAUACGGUCUCUCUCCACUUCACCUUGUUCAGCCCUGCACCAAACCUGUUCACCAGUGUGACCCUGCACACUGAGCAGAGCCCCCCCGCUGGCCUACUGCCCUCUGCCAGGGUCCAGUCAGUGGGGGGCUGUCACUCUCCUGCUGUGGGGGAAUAUGGUGUCAUGGUGUGCCAGCUCCUCUUCCUCGUCCUGUCUCUGCUGCAACUCUGUCGUCAAGUGUACGCUGUAGGGGAGCAAGGGCUGAUGGGAUACUGGAGGACUCCCUGCAACUGGCUGGAAGUGUACAUGGUGCUCAUAGGGGAAGAUGGUUUCUCACAAACAAGAGAACUACAUGUCCCAGGAUGCACUCUGUUCAGGAGGAACUCUCAAGACACCUUUAUCAUCAGUGCAGCCGACAGCCUGGGCCCUGUGUGGGGGGUGCACAUAUGGCACGACAACUCUGGACCCUCCCCGAGCUGAAACAUCAAACACCUGGACGUGUCCGAGAGGGCAGCUGAAGGGACGUGCGUGGCUCUUUGUGGCUCAGUGCUGGUUGGCUGUGAACCAAAGUGACGGGCGGGUGGAGAGGAUUCUGGUAAAAUGCACUCGUGGAAUAGGCUUGUAUAAGGUACAGAGUCCUCAUACACAUACACUCAGAUACAAAAAACAAAUAUUAAUAUCUCCCCCCCCUUGCAGACGCUGAGUCUCAAGCUAUCAGACUAUUUGGCCGAUUACCACAUCUGGAUAUCUUUGUACAGCUGCCCCAACGCGUUCACACACACUCAGAGACUGUGUGUGAGCCUGCUGCUUCUGCUGGGAUAUGCAUGUGUCAGCACACUGAUCAUAUCACA